UUGCCUUUUGGCAACUUCAUUUUUCUUCCACUUCUUUUCCGCUCAGGAAACUGUUCUACUUUCCGUCACUUUCUCGGGAAUGCAAUGUGAUUUUCUCCCGACUGAUUUUUUGUUUAUCCGUUUUUUAUUUUUUUUUUCUCCUCUUUUAGUAAGAAAAAGUCUUUUCUAUCUCGUUAAAAAGAUUGAUCUUGCUGAGAAUGGACGUUGACCUCAGCCAAUGCAGCGAUUCGUACCCACCAAGAGCGUCGGGUAUUGAUUGAGUUGAAAGGUUUAGGGUUCGUGAAUUAUUGGUGUUUAGGCAAUUUGGUGAAUUGGGUUCUUGAAUUAACAACGAUUUUGGUAUCUGGGUCUGAACUUUUGUUUUGAGUGAGAGAGUCUUCAAUUGAGGGAUUGGUGGGGUUUAAGAUUGUUGAUGGAUACGCAUGGUAAGGAUUCUAAUGGCUGCAAAGAUAGCCCUUCAGUAGAUUCUAAGGCUGAGAAACUCCUUAAUGGAGGAGAUGAGGACAGUGAUUGUAACUCUUUGUUGCCUCCCCGGAGAGGUGGGAUGUCUAGAAAAUCAGAUAAAGUACGACGAAAAGUUCAGUGGAACGACAGGAAUGGGGAUAAGCUCGCUGAGGUGGUGGAAUUUGAACCAAGCGAUGUGAGUGAUUCUGAGGACGAGGAAUCAGAUUCUUGCAUGUGCAUUAUAAUGUAGAUAACAUUUCACUUCAGUACACCAGUAAAUUCAGCUUAUAUUAAACCAUCAGGCAUUCUCUUUGAUCUCCUUCGACGAUUUUUUGUUUUGACAAUACAAGGUGGCCCCGUCUUCAAUAACAACUCGAGGGAUAGACAACAAAGAUCCGGAUAGGGGCAACGAUGUUUCAAAUUUGCAUCUAAUUUUAGUUCUAUUUUUAGGUUGAUUUCCAGUCAACUUUCUUACAGGGAAAUUUCUUUCAAGGUUUCAAAACAGACAAGGAAGACAAGAGUGUCUUCCUCCAUGUGUAACAUAUUUACAGCAAAUGAGCUCUUUCCAUGUUUUUACUAUGUAUCUUGGUAUGUAUUUUAGUAUACUAUACGCUCGGUCUCAGUCGUCAUAAAACUUUGAUAUUUAUGUUUCCCUCCCUUUCCUCCAUUCCCUCAGAACCAGGAAACGCAAAAUGUCUAUAUAUAUAUUUCACUGUAUAUGAGUUUCAAUUUUGUGUACCAAA
This is a messenger RNA of Humulus lupulus (European hop), 1187 nucleotides long. RefSeq lists its product as uncharacterized. The record is from RefSeq and is a predicted model, not a curated record. Lineage: Eukaryota; Viridiplantae; Streptophyta; Magnoliopsida; Rosales; Cannabaceae. The transcript is spliced from 2 exons. The coding region runs from base 413 to 694 and encodes 93 amino acids.